AUGACCCUCUUCCGCCAAACCAAUGCAUUGAUUGGGAAAGACCUCAAAAUCGUAGCACAACGCAGAUGGGCAUCGACAUUCCUCCGAGCGAUUGCUCUCCCAAUUGCAUACAUCAUUUUCAUCGCGUACGCGCGUAACUUCUUCCUCCCGCCGUCUGAGUAUGGCUUUGGUUCUCCUCGACCGAUCCGGGACUUGACAACAGAAGUCUUCAACUCAUCAACCUCCCUCGGCGGCCGUGACCGUGUCGUCUUCAUCAACAAUGGCUACCAGAACGGCCAAAUCGACAUCCUCAUCGAUCGCCUCUCAUCACCACUACGCGCUGCAGGCGCCGACGUGCGUACCCUCCCGGACGAAGAUCGCCUUUCGGAAAUCUGUCAGAGCUCCCUGGCCGGCUUCUCGAGUUGCUAUGCAUCCGCAAGCUUCACCGGGUCUCCCACAGAAGGCUCCCCGUCUCAUUGGAGCUACACUGCCCGAAUCGAUGCCGGCUUGGGCGUCAGCGUUUUCGUCAACCAGGAUGACAACGCCGCGCAGGUCUAUGUGCUGCCGUUCGUCCAAGCGAUUGAUGCUGAGAUUGCACGUAUGAGUGGCGCGGAGUUGCCGACGGACAUGCUGGAGCAGCCGUUCACCUAUGAGACGAUCCAGGAUCGGGAGAACGAUGUGCAGCGGUUCUUCAUGUCGGCACUGAGUGACUAUCUGGCCGUAACGUUGUUUAUUGCUAUUUGCGGGAUUGUGUUCCACCUUCCGGGUUAUCUUGCUGUGGAGCGAGAAGCUGGGUUGGCGAAUCUUGUCGAUGUUAUGUCGCACGACAGGCGUCCCUGGAUCACGGUCAUCGCAAGACUCGCCUCCCAUUACGCCUCCUUCGCGCUGAUCUACCUUCUCGGCUGGCUUGCAAUCGGUAUCGUAGUCUCCGAGCUCAUAUUCGUGAGGACCGCGGCAUCCAUCGUCAUCCCCUUCCACCUCAUGCUCGGCCUUUCCCUAACAGGCUACUCUCUGCUCUUCGGGAGCUUCUUCAGGCGUGCGCAACUGUCCGGCAUCUCAGCUCUGAUCGUUUCGCUCGCUCUCGCGGUCGUGGCUCAGUUCGCGCCAAGAGUCCUGGCCUCGACAAUCCCAUUGGGCUUGCUUUUCCCACCAGCGACAUACACUCUGUUUGCGAUCCAGCUUGCCGACUCAGAGCACUUGCUGCAAGGCGGACAGCUCGACGAGCUGCAGCCCUGGUCGAGCUUGGAUGUCCGUGGAUAUGUGUUCUUCGUCUUUCUUGGGGUUCAGAUCGUGGUGUUCCCGCUACUGGCGGCCUUUGUGCAGUGGUCUCUACACGGGACCUCGCGGAAGAGAGUUGCACAUGUUCGAGAUCCGGCGCUGGCUCUGAGGCUCACCAACGUGUCAAAAACAUUUGGCGGCUUCUGGCACACAAAAGUACCUCUCUUGGGACGGGAGACAGUACGAGCGGUGGAUGACCUUAGCCUGGACGUCGUCAGUGGCCAGCUCGUCACCUUGCUGGGUGUGAAUGGAUCGGGAAAGUCGACUUUGCUUGCAGGCAUCACUGGCACCCUGUCGUUCUCUCAAGGCUCAAUGGAGCUUGUCAGAGGCACGAGCGUUGGCUUCUGCCCUCAACGCAACGUUACAUGGAGCGAUCUUACGGUCCUUGAGAACCUCAAGAUUAUGGCAAAGUUGAAGACCAAGACUUCGGCGGACUUUGGCAAAGACAAUGCUCGAAAUCUCAUCAAUGCUUGCGACCUGGGAGAGAAAAUAAAGCAAAAACCUCAAGCACUCUCCGGCGGUCAACAACGAAAGCUGCAACUGGCUCUCGCGUUCGCUGGAGGCAGUAAGAUAUGCUGUAUUGACGAGGCGUCGUCUGGAUUGGAUCCGCUCUCACGCCGGAAGAUCUGGGAGAUCAUGCUCGCCCAAAGAGGUGCACGCACAAUCAUCCUGACGACUCACGCUCUAGACGAGGCGGAUGCUCUGUCCGACCAUGUCGCGAUCAUGUCCAAAGGACGUCUCAUCGCUGAAGGCUCAUCCGCGGAGCUGAAGCAUAUGUAUGGAGGCGGGUUCACUGUCGUCACGCAGGCGAACGGGAACCUCAACGACCGCAGCUUGACGGUCAGGGGCCACGAGAGGAGCUCUAAAGCUGCAGACAUUGCGGAAGUACGUCGGACGGUCGAGUCGAGCAAUAACGACCAGCAUUCGACUGUUGACAUUCGAUGUCCUUCCAUCGAAGACGUCUUUUUGAAUCUGGCACAACAUGGCUCCGAAUGGACAACUGAGACUCGAAGCUCCUCUCCCACCACAGACGUCGACAUCGACUCUCCUUCGAUCGAGAAGAAUGCAGCGGCUUCCUCCCCAGGAAAGGGAACCAACUUCUUCCAGCAAGUCAUGAUAUUGUUCAGAAAGCGACUUGUCGUCCUCCGCCGCAAUUACAUGCCGCACAUCUGCGCGCUGAUUGUCCCUGCUGUCGUUGCAGGUCUGGGCUGCUACUACUUCCUUCAAGGAUUUACCGGUAUACCCUGUGCCCAGCGGGUGGGCAACGACCCACAGGUCCUAACACUGGGAGCUCUGGAACGAUACUGGGGCAUCGAGGUCCCUGUGGCACCUGCGGAUCGCCUAUCUUAUUCCAACUUGCCAGCAGCAUAUUACCAGUACCGCAGCAGGCUACGAUUACAGAGCGACUACGCCGACUAUCAAGCUUACAUCCACAACAACUUCCGCGAUGUGGCUCCUGGCGGCUUUUACGUUGGGAACGCCAGUGAUCCGACGCCUUUGAUGUCGUACAGAAUCAACGGAAACCCGGGCUAUGCUGGUCUGGCCAAAAAUCUAGCAGAUUCUUACUUUACCGGGGUCAAUAUCAAUGCCGACUUUUCUACAUUCCAACUCCCACUGACUGGCAGCACCGGCGACUCGCUGCAACUGAUCCUCUACAUCACCCUAGCAAUGUGCGUAUACCCAGCCUUCCUGGCCCUCUAUCCGACAUACGAGCGCAAGUCCAAUGUCCGCGCUCUACAUUACAGCAGCGGCGUGCGACCUGCCCCUUUAUGGCUCGCAUACCUGCUGUUCGACAGCAUCGUCAUCGUACUGGUCUCGAUCGCGGUCGUAGUCAUCUUCACGGGGCUUUCAGACGUGUGGUACGGUCCUGGCUACAUCUUCUUCGCGCUGUUCCUGUACGGCGUCUGCUCGACUCUGCUCGCCUACGCCAUAUCGCUCGCCUGCAACACGGUGCUUGCCGCUUUCGCCAUGGUCGCUGGAUACCAGGCUGUCUCGGUGCUGAUAUAUUUCAUACUGUAUCUCGUGCUUCUGACGUUCGGCUCUGCGGAACUACUACAAAGCAAUCUGGAGGUUGUGCAGUUCACGUACGGCCUCAUAUGUCCGGCAGGAAGCUUGCUACGGGUUCUUCUCCUGGCGUUGAAUCAGUCUCAGUUACUCUGCCGUGAGCGCAGCUUUGCUGGUGAUCCUGGGAGCAUUGAGAUCUACGGCGGCAUCUACCUGUACCUCAUCCUGCAGUCGGUCGCGCUGUACGGCUUUUUGGUCUGUCACGAUUCCUUCACGUGGACGCAGCUCAUCGACCGGAUUCGGAAACCUUCUGUCGAUACGGAUUCAGAGAAGGACAGCCACGUCCAGCAUCCCUCCGUAGGUCAAGAAGCAACCAGGACCCAGGCGUCUGCCGACGAGCUUAGACUUCUCAGCCUUUCGAAGCGCUUUGGAAAGGAGCUCGCGGUCGACAACGUUACCUUGGGCGUUGAUCGAGGCGAGAUAUGUGCAUUGCUUGGCCCGAACGGUGCCGGGAAGACUUCGACGAUUGGCCUGAUCAGAGGUGAUCUUCGGCCUUCGUCAUCGGCGUCCUCUGCACUCAUCUCGGGGCAUUCCAUCCAACGCGAGAAACUAGCAGCGCACCGUCACUUGGGAGUUUGCCCACAAUUCAACGCCACUGACCGGAUGACCGUGAUCGAGCAUCUCAAGUUCUACGCAAGGAUCCGAGGCGUGCAGCAGGUCUCCUCGCGAGUAGCAACAGCAGUGAAGGCUUUUGGGCUGUAUGAGUACCGCAACCGCCUGGUCGCCAAACUCUCCGGCGGCAACCAGCGCCGUCUCUCCUUAGCGACUGCCAUGAUCGGUAACCCUACCGUCGUUUUAUUGGACGAGAUGUCGACCGGGGUCGACUCUCUCGCGAUGCGCAAGAUGUGGCAGUUGAUCUCGGAAGUGAAGAGUCAGGUGGCUAUUGUAAUCACCACCCACUCGAUGGAAGAAGCGAGUGUGUUGUCGGACAAGGUUGCAAUCAUGAGCAAGAGGCUUCUGACUGUCGGAAGUCCAAGGCAGCUGAGGGACAGUUAUACUGUUGGUGUCUACCAGGUGCACAUUGUGCACAGCAAAGGGUCAGCAACGACGAAGCAGGAGAUGGAUGAUGUUUUGGAUUGGAUCGUGAAGGAGUCUCCUGGUGCUGAGCUGAAGAGAGGUUCGGACAGCACCAUGCAUGGGCAGGUGAGGUGUCAGAUCGUCUUCCACAAAUCGCCCGAGGAUGGCGAACAGCAACGACGUGCGGCCGAAAACCAGGAGGGAGACCGGAGAUCAUCACAUCCCUUGCUAACGUUGUACGAGCGUCUGGAGGAGACAAGGCAGCGGUUCAGUGUUUCGUACUACUCUGUCAGCAGGCCUACUUUGGAGGAUGUUUUCUUGGACAUUUUGGAGAACCACGAUUGA
This is a messenger RNA of Saxophila tyrrhenica, 4683 nucleotides long. RefSeq lists its product as uncharacterized. The coding region runs from base 1 to 4683 and encodes 1560 amino acids. Lineage: Eukaryota; Fungi; Ascomycota; Dothideomycetes; Mycosphaerellales; Extremaceae. Gene Ontology annotation, cellular component: membrane; intracellular membrane-bounded organelle. Gene Ontology annotation, molecular function: ATP hydrolysis activity; lipid carrier activity; ATP binding. Gene Ontology annotation, biological process: transmembrane transport; lipid transport. The record is from RefSeq and is a predicted model, not a curated record. The transcript has 2 exons.